AUGGCUGAUUUCGCAACUGUACCGCUGGUGAUUGUCGAGGGAUUUCUGUCUAGCACCGGAUCUGUCCUAUGGGGGAACUUCGAGACGUAUCUGAACUGCAGCAACGGAGGGCCGGGAUACCUUCAGAGGCGUACCAUCUUUGUCAGUAUAGGGCCUGUAAGCUCCCUGCAUGACAGAGCAUGCGAGCUUUUCUACGCAUUGAAAGGAGGCACAGUAGACUAUGGAGUGGAUCAUUCUCGACGUCACUCACACAGACGAUUCGGACGGACUCAUUCCGCAGGGUUAUGUCCGGAGUGGUCGCAGGAGCAUCCCCUUCACUUCUUUGGACACUCCAUCGGAGGACCUACCAUCGUGAAAAUGCAGUGGCUGAUUGCGCAAGGGUUCUUCGGUGCCAACAUGCACCCGAGUAUGGUGUCCUCGGUCACGACGGUGUCUGCACCGUUCCGAGGUACACAACUGGUAUACACACUUGGAGAACGCACGGACGGUGCACCAGCAGUAUGCCCCAUCUCCGUCGGUGCAGCUGUGGCAAAAAUGGUUCAUGUCGCAUCAUACCUUUCCCCGCUCCUACCGCGGAUAUUUGAUAUGCACACAGAGUCGAGGGCUCUUUCGUACCGCGAGACGACCUUCAUAUCGCUACUCCGCCAGCUGUACCGCAGCGACUGGGCUGAAGGCCGGGAUGCAACCCCUUUCGACAUGACAUUUCAAGGUGCAGAGGAGAGAGAGUCAGCUGGUGAGGGCAUCCCUCACGAUGGAACCUUCUACCGUAGUUACGUCGCAUGCAUGACCCGACGUAUCCGACAGACUGAUGUCAAGCACGCUCCACCCCUGAAAUACCUGCUCAAUCUACCAUUAUAUGUAUGUUCUCGACUGAUGGGGUCUUUCGACUUCGCGGUGUUACGUCCGGUACCCGCUUUUAUGCGCGCCCACCCAACGGCCACCCUGGCGACGCUCAUUGGCACCAUGGACAGCGCAAAUGGUCUUGUCCACUCGACACAAGGUGUUUUCGAGGCCACGGUCGUUUCACAAGAAGAGGUCGGAGAAAACCAUUGGGCCAAUGACGGCGUGGUCCCUACGUUUUCUCAGUUCCACCCGUUUGGUUGUCGAGAAAGCCGAUGCCAUCAUUGCCCACUCUCGGGUUAUGCCAGUCCCAACGAAGGUCAUAGGAAACAUCUCGUUGGACCUGGUAUAUGGGACGUGCAUGCGCUCGAUAACUGUGAUCAUUUCUCACUAGUACCCCUUUGGAUGGCGACUGCGAAGCAAAAACAGUUCUGGCGGGACGUUGGAGCUUGGCUUGUAGACAUCGACGAUCGUCGUGCGCGCUCUAUUGUUCAGUAUGAGUAA
Molecule: messenger RNA, 1344 nt
Organism: Punctularia strigosozonata HHB-11173 SS5
Lineage: Eukaryota; Fungi; Basidiomycota; Agaricomycetes; Corticiales; Punctulariaceae
Product: alpha/beta-hydrolase
Exons: 6
Coding region: 1-1344 (447 amino acids)
Source: RefSeq, a predicted model, not a curated record